UAACCAUGCUUGAGGAAUUCUGCAAUUCCACUUUCUGGAAUUCCUCGCUCCUGGAUAGUCCAGAGGUGGACCUGCCUCUUUGUUUUGAGCAGACUGUUCUCGUGUGGAUUCCUCUGGGCUUCCUCUGGCUGCUGGCCCCUUGGCAGCUUUUCUCUGUAUACAGAUCUCGGACAAAGAAAUCUCCUAUAACCAAGCUCUAUCUUGCUAAGCAGGUGCUUGUUGGAAUUCUGCUCAUUCUAGCAGCCAUAGAGCUGGCUCUUGUGCUCACAGAAGAGUCUGGACAAGCCACAUUCCCUGCUAUUAAAUAUACCAAUCCAAGCCUGUACCUUGGCACCUGGCUCCUAGUCUUGUUCAUUCAACAUAGCAGACUAUGGUGCAAACAGAAGGACUCUUGGUUCCUGUCUCUGUUUUGGAUUCUUUCCAUCAUCUGUGGCACUUUCCAAUUUCAAACUCUGAUCCGAGCACUCAUAAAGGACAGCAGCUCUAAUCUGGCCUACUCCUGCCUGUUCUUCAUUUGCUAUGCCUGCCAGAUCCUGGUCCUGUUUCUUUCAGCGUUUUCAGAAAAAAAUGAUUCAGAAGAUAAUCCAUCAUCCACAGCCUCAUUUUUGAGUCGCAUAACCUUCAGCUGGUAUGACAGCAUUGUCCUGAAAGGCUAUAAGAAACCUCUGACAAUCGAAGACAUCUGGGAAGUAUAUGAUGAGAUUAAAACCAAGACGCUCGUCAGCAAGUUUGAAGCCUGUAUGGCAAGGGAGCUGCCAAAGGCGAGGCGAGCCCUUCAGAGACGCCAGCGCAAGUGCCCCCAGCAAAACUCUAGGACCCUGGACAAGAACCAUAGUCAAAGUCAAGACGACCUUGUCAUGGAAGAAGUUAAAAAGAAAAAGAAGUCAUCUGAGAGCAAAGAAGACUAUCCCAAGUCCUGGCUGGUCAAGGCUCUUUUCAGAACUUUCUACAUGGUACUCCUCAAGUCCUUCGUGCUGAAGCUCGUGCAUGACCUCCUCAUGUUUUUGAAUCCUCUGCUGCUGAAGUGGCUGAUCUCCUUUGCAAACAACCCUGACGCAUAUUCCUGGUUGGGUUAUAUCUACUCCAUCCUCUUCUUUGCUGUGGCCCUCAUCCAGUCUUUCUGUCUCCAGCAAUACUUUCAACUGUGCUUCACGUUGGGUAUGAAUGUGCGGACAACUAUCUUAGCUUCUGUCUAUAAGAAGGCACUGACCCUGUCCAAUCAGGCCAGGAAGCAGUACACCAUUGGAGAGACUGUGAAUCUGAUGUCUAUAGAUGCCCAGAAGCUCAUGGAUGUGACCAGUUUCCUUCAUCUGUUGUGGUCAAAUGUGCUGCAGAUUGUCUUAUCUAUCUUUUUCUUAUGGGGAGAGCUGGGACCUUCUGUCUUCGCAGGUGUGGGCAUAAUGAUGCUCUUAAUACCAAUUAAUGGGUUUCUUGUGACUAAGAGUCGGACUAUUCAGGUGAACAACAUGAAGAAUAAAGACAAACGUUUGAAGAUCAUGAAUGAGGUGCUCAAUGGAAUCAAGAUCCUGAAAUAUUUUGCCUGGGAACCUUCAUUCAAAAGUCAAGUACAUGAUCUUCGUAAGAAAGAGCUCAAGAACCUGCUGUUGUAUGGGCAGCUGCAGUCCUUAAUAGUUUUCCUCCUGUACAUAGCCCCUGUCCUGGUGUCUGUGAUCACAUUUUCUGUCUACGUCUUGGUAGAUAGCAAUAAUAUUUUGGAUGCAGAAAAGGCCUUCACCUCCAUCACACUUUUCAACAUUCUGCGCUUCCCACUCACCAUGCUCCCCAUGGUGAUGUCUGCCGUAAUUCAGGCCAGUGUCUCCACAGAUCGACUGGAGAAGUACUUGGGAGGGGAUGACUUGGACACCUCAGCCAUUCGACAGGACAAGAGUUUUGACAAAGCUGUGCAGUUUUCUGAGGCCACUUUUUCCUGGGGCCUGGACUUGGAAGCCGCCAUCCGAGAUGUGAAUCUGGAUGUUAUGCCAGGCACGCUAGUGGCUGUGGUGGGCACUGUGGGCUCCGGGAAAUCCUCCUUGAUGUCAGCCCUGCUUGGAGAAAUGGAACAUAUCCAUGGGCACAUCACCAUCAAGGGCACCAUCGCCUAUGUCCCCCAGCAGGCAUGGAUUCAGAAUGGCACUAUCAAGGAUAACAUCCUUUUUGGCUCAGAAAUGGAAGAAAAGAGGUACCAGCAAGUUCUGGAGGCCUGUGCCCUCCUCCCUGACUUGGAAAUACUGCCUGGAAGAGACCUGGCAGAGAUUGGAGAAAAGGGUAUCAACCUCAGUGGGGGUCAGAAGCAGCGGAUCAGCCUGGCCAGAGCCACCUAUCAGAAGUCAGACAUCUAUAUUCUGGAUGACCCCCUAUCUGCUGUGGAUGCUCAUGUGGGAACACACAUUUUCAAUAAGGUCUUGGGUCCCCAAGGCCUAUUGAAAGACAAGACUCGACUUUUGGUUACACAUGGCAUUCAGUUUCUUCCCCAAGUGGAUGAGAUUGUCGUUCUGGGAAAUGGCACCAUCCUGGAAAAGGGAUCCUACAGCUCACUACUGGCCAAGAAAGGAUUGUUUGCUAAGUACCUGAAGACUUUUGCAAAGCAGACAGGAUCCGAGGGAGAGGCCACAGUCAAUGAGGAUAGUGAAGAAGACGAGUGUGGUCUCAUGCCUAAUAUGGAGGAAGUUCCUGAGGACGCUGUCUCCUUGGCCAUGAAAAGAGAAAACAGCCUUCGAAGAACACUUAGUCGCAGUUCUAGGUCGGGUAUCAGGCAUCGGAAGUCUCUAAAGAACUCUUUGAAGACACAGAAUAUGGCUCCUCAGAAGCAGGAGGAGAAACAAGUGAAAGGACAAAAGCUCAUUGAGAAGGAAUUCAUGGAAACUGGCAAGGUGAAAUCCAUCAACUAUCUGAAAUACCUACAAGCCAUUGGAUGGGUCUUUAUAUUCUUCAUCGUCUUCUCCUAUGUCUUAAAUUCUGUGGCUUUUAUUGGAUUCAACCUCUGGCUCAGUGCUUGGACUGGGGACUCUAAAAUUUACAAUAGCACCAACUACCCAGCCUCUCAGAGGGACAUGAGAGUCGGCGUCUAUGGAGCUCUAGGAGUAGCACAAGGCCUGUCUGUACUCAUGGCAAAUAUCUUGUGUGCACAUGGUUCCAACCAUGCAUCCAACAUCCUCCACAUGCAACUGCUGAACAAUAUGCUGCGUGCACCCAUGAGUUUUUUUGACACGACACCCAUAGGUCGGAUUGUAAACAGGUUUUCUGGAGAUAUUUCCACGGUGGAUGACACACUACCUAUGUCCCUGCGCAGCUGGAUUUUGUGCUUCCUGGGCAUCAUCAGCACCCUGGUCAUGAUCUGCUUGGCGGCUCCCGCCUUCAUCAUCGUCGUCAUUCCUCUCAGCAUCAUUUAUGUGUUUAUUCAGAUAGUUUAUGUGACAACCUCCCGCCAGCUGAGACGCCUGGACUCAGUCACCAGGUCCCCCAUCUACACCCACUUCAGCGAGACUGUGUCGGGUCUGCCUGUGAUCCGGGCCUUUGAGCACCAGCAGCGAUUCCUGAAGCACAAUGAGAAGGCAGUCGACACCAACCAGAAGUGCGUCUUCUCCUGGAUCACCUCCAACAGGUGGCUUGCGAUUCGUCUGGAGCUGGUUGGCAACCUGAUAGUCUUCUUCGCUUCCUUGCUGAUGGUGAUCUACCGAGGAACACUGAGUGGGGACAUUGUGGGCUUCGUUCUGUCUAAUGCCCUCAAUAUCACUCAAACCCUGAACUGGCUAGUGAGGAUGACCUCAGAAGUGGAGACCAACAUCGUGGCUGUGGAGCGAAUCAACGAGUACAUAAAAGUGGAAAGCGAAGCUCCCUGGGUGAUGGAGAAGAGGCCUGCAGAGGGUUGGCCCAGCAAAGGGGAGAUUCGCUUUAACAACUAUCAAGUGCGGUACCGGCCCGAGCUGGAUCUGGUGCUGAAAGGGAUCACAUGUGACAUCAAGAGCACAGAAAAGAUUGGUGUGGUGGGCAGGACAGGAGCUGGAAAAUCCUCCCUGACAAACUGCCUCUUCAGAAUCCUAGAGGCUGCAGGCGGCCAGAUCACUAUUGAUGGGCUGGACAUCGCGUCCAUCGGGCUCCACGACCUCCGGGAGAAGCUGACCAUCAUCCCUCAGGACCCCAUCUUGUUCUCUGGAAGCCUGAGGAUGAAUCUAGAUCCUUUCAACAACCACUCGGAUGAGGAAGUUUGGAAGGCCUUAGAGCUGGCCCACCUGAAAUCCUUUGUGUCCGGCCUGCCCCUGGGGUUGUCCCAUGAAGUGACAGAGGCUGGCGACAACCUGAGCAUCGGGCAGAGGCAGUUGCUAUGUUUGGCUAGGGCUCUGCUGCGCAAAACCAAAAUCCUGAUUAUGGAUGAGGCCACAGCAGCAGUGGAUCUGGAGACAGACCAUCUUAUUCAAAUGACCAUCCGAAGUGAGUUCGCCCACUGCACGGUGCUCACCAUUGCUCACAGACUGCACACCAUCAUGGACAGCGACAAAGUCAUGGUCUUAGACAAAGGACAGAUCGUGGAGUACGGCAGCCCGGAGGAGCUACUGCAGAAGUCUGGACCCUUUUAUUCCAUGGCCAAGGAAGCUGGUGUGGAAAAUGUGGACAGCACAACCCUGUGACCGCAGGACCUUGUUCUAGAAGGAUGCUCAGGUCCUUCCUUCUGAACUUGAGUGCAAGUGGGAAACAGUCCUUUUUCAGAAGAACCAUGCCAGGCACUGUGCCCACUACCCAGGUUCAGAAAAGGAGUGUUUUGGGGGUUACCAGACCUCCCGACUCAGGAGUCCACUUUGAUCUCACUCCUCUCCCACUGCCUCCAACCCUUGAUGACCACCACGUGUGCCAGGGAGGCCCCAAACUUCUGUAUAUAGCCCUAAACAAUGUAUAUUUUCUAAAAGCCAGAUAAAUGCCUGGCACCUGCUA
Suncus etruscus (white-toothed pygmy shrew) is the source of this 4926-nucleotide messenger RNA. RefSeq names its product ATP binding cassette subfamily C member 2 (gene ABCC2). The record is from RefSeq and is a predicted model, not a curated record. The transcript has 32 exons. Gene Ontology annotation, cellular component: apical plasma membrane. Gene Ontology annotation, molecular function: ATP binding; ABC-type transporter activity; ATP hydrolysis activity. Gene Ontology annotation, biological process: transmembrane transport. The coding region runs from base 6 to 4625 and encodes 1539 amino acids. Lineage: Eukaryota; Metazoa; Chordata; Mammalia; Eulipotyphla; Soricidae.